Blastomyces dermatitidis ER-3 is the source of this 190-nucleotide messenger RNA. RefSeq lists its product as uncharacterized. The record is from RefSeq and is a predicted model, not a curated record. Lineage: Eukaryota; Fungi; Ascomycota; Eurotiomycetes; Onygenales; Ajellomycetaceae. The transcript has a single exon. The annotation marks the transcript as partial.
UAUGUUCUGGGACGCACCUAACUCUCGCCAAAUUCCUAAGGAGAUGCUAGCUAAUAAUACACUAGCUGAAGGAAACCCCACAUCCAUGACUCUCAACUGCGGCACCCCUCCCGCCUCAGCGCCGAGACCGAUGCACCUUGCUCCGGUGGGUGUGGAUGAAGGCUCCCGCGGCGAACAGAGUGAAUAGUAG